AUGGCCACAGAUACUUCUCUCUCCCUGGCUGGCAAGGUCGCCAUUGUGACGGGUUCAGGCAAAGAAAAUGGCAUCGGAGCUGCCAUUGCCUUCACGCUUGCUGCACAUGGCGCUCGUGUUGUGAUCAACUACGUCAGCGAGGCCACCGCCGUUCGUGCUGCAACCGUGGCCACCAAGAUCGAAGAGGUUGCCGGCAAAGGUAGCGUCUUGACAAUUCGUGCUGAUAUCAGCAAGGAUGUCGAUGUGAAGAGUCUUAUAGAGGGAACGCUAAAGGGGUUUGGGGUUGAGCAAAUCGAUAUUCUCGUGAACAACGCUGCGUGGGCAUCGCACGAGCCUGUCCUGAGCAUGCUAGCUAAGAACAUUGCCAAGACAUUCGACAUUUGCGUCUUUGGCCCUCUUGCUCUAAUCCAGGCCGUCGUUCCGCACAUGCGCAAUGGCGGUCGUAUUAUCAAUACCGGAAGUAUUGCAUCGAAGCUCGGUAUCGAACCUAUCUAUGGAGCUGCGAAAGCUGCCAUGGAUGCUCUGACGUUCAGUCUUGCCACCUCGCUGGGACGAGACGGCAAGAAUAUUACCAUCAACACCAUCAUGCCAGGACCCGUGCUCACCGAUUCGCUACCUCCAUCAGUCCCUGAGGUAGAAGCUCUGAAAGCGUCAUUGUUGGCCCAGACAAGGGUAGAGGGUCGUUUCGGCACACCCAAGGAUAUUGCAGACGCGGCCCUGCUACUGGCGAGCGAGAAGAGUCGCUGGAUUACUGGACAGGUCAUUUCUGUCAGCGGUGGCAUCACCGGAGGAUAG
This is a messenger RNA of Fusarium pseudograminearum CS3096, 795 nucleotides long. RefSeq lists its product as uncharacterized. Bases 1 to 795 code for a protein of 264 amino acids. The record is from RefSeq and is a predicted model, not a curated record. The transcript has 3 exons. Lineage: Eukaryota; Fungi; Ascomycota; Sordariomycetes; Hypocreales; Nectriaceae.